UCCUCCAGUAUCCUAAACCAGUUCCCAAGCCCUCGGGACCAGGGGGAGAGAGAGAGAGAGAGGAAGAGAGAGGGCGAGAGAGAGGGUGCGGAGGGAAGGCAGCCCCUUCACCUCUCCCAAAAGGCUCAGCCCUCCAAGCGCGCCCGGCUGCACUAUGCGGGCGCCUCGGACUCUCCUCCGCUUCUCUCGGCUCCUCCCGACCCAGUUGUCGCCGCUGCCGAACCCGGGACGAGCCCAGCUGGAGGAGAGGGAUCCUCACGUUGAAUAAAGGGAAAGUGAACUUGCGGGAAGAAGAGGAGGAGGAGGAGGAGGAGGAGGAGGAGGGGAAGGUGUGGGAGGAGGAAGGAGGAGGAGGAGGAGGAGGAGAGGGGGCCAAGCCGGGAAGGAACAGCUCUCUCUCUCUCUCUCUGAAGUUUGGGCUCCAGCUGCCCUCCCCUCCCCAAGAAGGCGAAGGAAGGGGAGAGGAAAAACCACUUCUUCUUCUUCUUCUUUUGGUGGUUGCCAAAAAGAGGGGGGCGGACGAGCGGAGCGCUUGCAACCACCAUGCAGCUGGUCUUCUGGGCGGUGGGAUUCAGCACGCUUUUCCUGCAGGAUUUCUUGGAAGCAGCCGGGAGGAAGCAGCAAGGACAAGUUCAACCACUGGAGACUCUGAGUGAGUACGAGAUCGUGACGCCCACCAGGGUGAACGAGUUUGGAGAACCCUUCCCUACCACAGACCACUUUCACAGGAAGAAGCGGAGCCUUCAUUGGGAUGUUGAGAGCCCGGAUGCUUCCUCCUCCUCCUCCUCCUCUUCUAGUACCACCCAAGCACACUACGAGCUCACAGCCUUUGGGCAGCACUUCUUUUUCAACCUUACAGCCCAUUCAGGAUUUAUCGCCCCUCUUUUCACUGUCAAUUUUCUUGGAGAACCUGAGGUUAACCAAACAGACUUUUACACUAAGGAGCAAAGCAACAUUAAGCACUGUUUUUAUAAAGGACAUGUCAACACGGAUCCCCAACACAUAGCAGUCAUCAGCCUCUGUUCUGGGAUGCUAGGCACAUUCAGAUCUCAUGCUGGAGAGUAUUUUGUAGAGCCCCUUAUAACACCAGGCCAGCAAGAAUAUGAAGAGGAGCACAAAAAGCCGCACGUUGUCUACCGACGCAGCUUACCCCCGACAUUAAUGCCAGAAGACAAGCAGACUUGUGACACUUCAGGACAUGCAAAUAAUCACAGGAAAUUUAAGAGAAGAAGCAAAACAGGACAGUGGCCUCCCAAUAACAUGUUGUCUGAUAUACAGUCAUUGAAACACAGCUUAGUCUCAGAACAGUUUCCUGCAACCAAUAAAAACAAGACGAGCAGCAUAAGAGGGAAGAAUACACGCCGAAGAAACAAACGCUUUCUCUCCUAUCCUCGAUAUGUGGAAGUAAUGGUAGUGGCAGAUAGCCGAAUGGUCGCUUAUCAUGGAGCAAACCUCGAGCACUACAUUUUGACAUUAAUGUCCAUAGUAGCAUCUAUAUAUAAAGAUCCAAGCAUUGGCAAUUUAAUUAACAUUGUUGUUGUGAAGUUAGCUGUCAUUCCUAAUGAACAGGAUGGUCCUUCCAUAUCUUACAAUGCUCAGACGACACUAAAAAACUUUUGCCAAUGGCAGCAAACCCAAAACCAUCUUAAUGAAGACAAUCCAGAGAAACAUGACACGGCUGUACUAGUAACAAGACAGGAUAUUUGUAGAGCUCACGACAAAUGCGAUACUUUAGGUCUGGCUGAAUUGGGCACAGUCUGUGAUCCAUACCGGAGCUGUUCAAUUAGUGAAGACAGUGGACUAAGUACUGCUUUUACGAUUGCACAUGAACUUGGCCAUGUAUUUAAUAUGCCGCAUGAUGACAACAAUAAGUGCAAAGAAGACGGAGGGAAAAACCAGCAACAUGUUAUGGCUCCUACCCUGAACUACAAUACCAACCCCUGGAUGUGGUCAAAAUGUAGCCGGAAAUACAUCACAGAAUUUUUAGAUACUGGUUAUGGAGAGUGUUUGCUUGAUGAACCUUCACCCAGGAGGUACCCUUUGCCUCAACAACUUCCAGGUCACAUAUAUGAUGUCAAUAAGCAGUGUGAGUUAAUAUUUGGCCCCGGAGCUAAGGUUUGCCCUUAUAUGCAGAAGCAGUGCAGAAGACUUUGGUGCAUCAAUGCGGAUGGAGCUCAUAAAGGAUGUCGCACUCAACACACGCCAUGGGCUGAUGGAACCGAAUGUGGCCAAGGAAAGCACUGCAGGUUUGGCCAUUGUGUUCCCAGAGAGCGGGAAGUACCUGUGAUAGAUGGAACAUGGGGUGCAUGGAGUCCCUUUGGAGCUUGCUCACGAACAUGUGGCGGGGGCAUUAAAAAUGCUGUUCGAGAAUGCAACAGACCAGAACCCAAAAAUGGUGGAAAAUAUUGCGUGGGACGAAGAAUGAAAUUUAAAUCCUGCAACAUAGAACCAUGCUCUAAGCAAAAGAAAGAUUUCCGUGAUGAACAGUGUGCAGUCUUUGAUGGGAAGCAUUUCAACAUUAACGGUCUACCUCCUAAUGUGCGCUGGGUUCCUAAAUAUAGUGGAAUUUUAAUGAAAGAUAGGUGCAAGCUCUUCUGCAGAGUGGCAGGAAAUACAGCCUAUUAUCAGCUCAGGGACAGGGUUAUUGAUGGCACCCCUUGUGGCCCAGACACAAAUGACAUCUGUGUACAAGGACUUUGUCGGCAAGCCGGAUGUGAUCAUGUGCUCGGUUCCAAAGCCAGAAGAGAUAAAUGUGGUGUGUGUGGUGGUGACAAUUCUUCAUGCAAAACUGUUGCAGGGACAUUCAAUACAGUGCACUAUGGUUAUAACACUGUGAUACGCAUACCAGCUGGUGCUACAAAUAUCGACGUACGCCAACAUAGUUACUCAGGGAAACCAGAAGAUGAUAAUUAUCUUGCAUUGUCAAGUAAUGAAGGCUUCAUAUUAAAUGGAGACUAUGUUGUCAGCAUGUUCAAGAAGGAAAUCAGAGUUGGAAAUGCUGUGAUAGAAUACAGUGGUUCAGACACACCAAUUGAACGAAUCAAUUCUACAUACCGUAUUGAUCAAGAAAUAGUUCUUCAGGUUUUAUCAGUGGGUAAUUUAUAUAACCCCGAUGUUCGAUACACAUUCAACAUCCCCAUUGAAGAUAAACCUCAACAGUUUUAUUGGAAUAUCUAUGGCCCUUGGCAAGCCUGCAGUAAGCUAUGCCAAGGAGAACGGAAAAGGAAGCCUAUUUGCACCCGAGAAUCUGACCAGCUCAUGGUGUCUGACCAAAGAUGUGACCGAAUUCCCCAGCCUGAUCCAGUGACUGAGUUGUGUAACACAAACUGUGAAUUAAGGUGGCACGUUGUCCGAAAGAGUGAAUGUACAGCGCAGUGUGGAUUGGGUUACCAAACCCUGGAGAUUUCCUGCACAAAAUACAGCAAGUUGGAAGGGAAAAUUGAGAAAUAUGAUGACCAAUACUGCAGUGGCAUUCCCAAACCAAGCUCUAGGGAGAAAUGUUCCACAGAAUGUAGCACAGGAGGAUGGCGCUAUUCUGCCUGGAUGGAAUGCUCUAAAAGCUGUGGCGGUGGCACAAGAAGACGCCGAGCUGUCUGCAUGAAUACCUUCAAUGACGUCCUGGAAGACAGUAAGUGCAGUCAACAGGAGAAAGUGACUGCGCAGCGAUGCAAUGAACUCUCAUGUCCACAGUGGAAAACAGGCGAUUGGUCAGAAUGCUUGGUAACCUGUGGGAAAGGGCACAAGCACCGGCAGAUCUGGUGUCAGUUUGGAGGAGAUCGGAUAAAUGACAGACUUUGCAAUUCUGAAACUAAGCCAGAUUCCAUGCAAACUUGCCAGCAGCAGGAAUGUGCAGCAUGGCAAGUGGGACCCUGGGGCCAGUGUACUGCAACAUGUGGGCAGGGCUAUCAGAUGAGGGCAGUGAAGUGUGUGGUUGGUGCCUAUGUGUCUGUGGUAGAUGACAAUGAAUGCAAUGCUGCCACCAAACCGACUGAUACGCAGGAUUGUGAAAUAGCACCAUGCCGUCUUCACCCAAACAACCCAGAAACAAAGCAAAGCAGCCACCGAACCCAGUGGAGAUUUGGAUCCUGGACUCCCUGCUCAACUACAUGUGGGAAAGGCACCCGGAUGAGAUAUGUCAGCUGUCGAGACGAUCAGGGCUCUGUAGCUGAUGAGGCUGCCUGCUUUCAACUUCCAAAGCCAUCGGCAACAGAAGCAUGCACAGUAACACCAUGUGGACAGUGGAAAGCUGCAGAAUGGACCUCAUGCUCUGUGACUUGUGGGCAAGGUAAAGUGACCCGGCAAGUGGUCUGCGUAGAUUACAGUGACCAGAUAGUUGAUCGGAGUGAAUGUGAUGUGGAAGAUAUUCCAGCAACAGAGCAAGAAUGUUCUAUGCCAUCAUGCCAACAAAUCAAUCCUGAUUACAACAGACCAAUCCAUCCCUUCCCUUACCCUGACUAUCGUCAAAAUAAUAAUCAAGGAGGAAACUUAAACCAAAACCAAGGUCGUGGGCAUGUGCAUGGAGGCAACCAGUGGAGAACUGGUCCAUGGGGAGCGUGUUCGAGUACAUGUGCUGGAGGAUUCCAGCGGCGGGUUGUAGUAUGCCAGGAUGAAAAUGGAUAUACUGCCAGUAAUUGUGAUGCGAGGACAAAACCAGAUGAGCAAAGAUCAUGUGAAUCAGGACCCUGUCCUCAGUGGGCCUAUGGCAGCUGGGGUGAGUGUACAAAACCAUGCGGCGGAGGAACCAGAACAAGACUGGUUGUGUGCCAGCAUCCCAAUGGAGAGAGAUUUACAGAUCUGAGCUGUGAAAUCCUUGACAAGCCACCAGACCGUGAGCAGUGCAAUAUGCAGGACUGCUCUCAAGAUGCUGCCUGGAAUUCUGGCCCUUGGAGCUCGUGUUCUGUCUCUUGUGGACGAGGGCAGAAGUACCGAGAUGUUUAUUGCAUGUCGAAAGAUGGGAAACAUUUAGAAAACAAUCUUUGUAAACAACUGGCUAAACCGAAUGUGCAAAGAAAGUGUAGAGGUGGCAGGUGCCCAAAAUGGAAGACAGGAGGCUGGGGACAGUGCUCAGUGUCCUGUGGGAGAGGAGUUCAGCAGAGAAGUGUCUUCUGCCACAUUGGUACUCACAAAACAACUAGAGAAACAGAAUGCAAUCAGUCCAGCAGACCAGCAUCUGAACAGGAAUGUCAAAUGGCUGAUUGUGCUACCUACAGUUGGGAAAUGGAGGAUUGGCAAGAUUGUAGCAAAACCUGUGGUGAAGGGUCCAGAUACCGUAAAGUGUUCUGUGCGGAUCAAAAUACACAAGAAGCUGACAGUCUUAAUUGUGAUCCAAACAAAAGGCCAACUGAAAUUGAAGCCUGCAAUUUACCGCCCUGUGAAUACAUUUGGAUUACUGGAGAUUGGUCAGAGUGCUCUGUGACAUGCGGCAAAGGCUACAAGCAAAGGCUGGUUUCCUGCAGUGAAAUUUAUACAGGAAAGGAUCAUUAUGAAUACGGUUAUCAGAACACCGUCAACUGUCCAGGCACACAACCACCCAAUGUGCAAUCAUGCUAUCUAGGCGAGUGCCCAGUUUUGGCAUCGUGGAGAGUUGGAAAUUGGGGAAGUUGUUCCGUGAGUUGUGGAAUUGGAGUAAUGCACCGGUCAGUUCAGUGCCUUACAAACAAUGACCAACCAAGCACUUUGUGUCUUGAAGAUCUAAAACCUGGAGAAAGGAGAAGAUGCCACAAUAUUCAUGACUGUGAAUUACCAAUGAGCUGCAAAGAAGUAAAACAGCUCAAAACCAUCAGUGAAGAUGGAGAAUAUUACCUUAAAGUUAAAGGAAGGCUCUUAAAGAUAUAUUGUGCUGGUAUGGAAUCUGACAGACCAAAAGAGUAUGUGACUCUGGUGAAGGGUGAGGCAGAGAAUUUCUCAGAAGUCUACAGCUACAGAUUACAUAACCCAACCGAGUGUCCAUACAAUGGAAGUAGAAGAGAAGAUUGCCAAUGUAGGAAAGAUUACACCGCAGCUGGCUUUACCACCUUCAGCAAAGUCAGGCUGGACCUGAAUGCUAUGCAAAUAAUAACAACUGAUUUACAAUUUGCACAGACACUUGAUGGACGACCUGUUCCUUUUGCCACUGCUGGGGAUUGCUACAGUGCAGCCAAGUGCCCACAGGGUCGCUUUAGCAUCAACCUCUCUGGAACUGAUCUAGCAGUACCACAAGCAUCAAAAUGGCUCUCCCAAGGAAACUACGCUGUUUCCGAAAUUAUAAAAUCACCAGAUGGUACCAAAGUUAUAGGGAAAUGUGGUGGUUACUGUGGAAAAUGUACUCCAUCAUCUGGAACUGGCCUCGAUGUCCAAGUGUUUUAGCAAUGGAGUUCUGAAUGCCGGGAGUUGAAGCAAGACGGAUGAAGGAUAAUGAAGCAAUACCUCUUGCCUUCCACUUUUGUACUUUUUCCUCUUUGUGUGCAUCUGAAUGUGUGUAUGGAUGCAUGCAUGUCUAUGCUUGUUUGCAUAUGUAUGUGUGUGUGCGCGCGCGUGCAUGUAUGGGAGUGUGUGAUGUAUAUUCUUAAAGUUGUAAAGUAUAAUAUUUAUGUCUGGAAUUAUUUAUUUUUGAUUUAAUAUUUUUGUACGUAAAAUGUUUAUAUUAAGGCUGCUUAUCCUGUGGUUUUUUUUAAUUUUAAUUUUUAAAUCUUGCAGUCAUACCACUGCAUUUUACGUACUCUACAUUAUAUGUAGCAUUAUGACAAAAGUGAUACUUUUAUUGUCACUAUACUCAAUUGUUUACCUUCAAUCAGUCAUUUUUCAUCAUUGUUACAGGCUGCACUGAUCUUUGUAAGGUGCUAAAUGGUUUGUGUUAGGUAUUUUUGGCAUUUUAGAACUUCUUUCUUGGGAGAAAGAGAACAUGAUGAUAUUUUUUUCAAAAAAAAUGUGUAAGUCCAUCGUGUUAUGCAGGGACUCAGUGAAAAUACAACAGGAUACCAUGGCUUUGUUGAUAGCUAUGGAUAUUUUUUGUAAUAGCAAACAACCUCUUUUGGCCAGUACCUUAAUAGCCACUGGCUUGGUGCUAACAUGAUAAUAUUUAUUAAUAUCCGUUAGGAUUUACAAACUAAAUUCUGUGGCACACUACAUAGUAAUGGAAGAUGAAUAAGUAAUUUGAGGUCAAUUGAGGUCACAUCCAAACAUUGGCCAAGAUUCUGCACUGAGCGACAGGGCAUAAAGUUUUGUUCAGACAGAAUAAUGCCCUGUCACCCUUCUCACCUUCCUCAGGACUCAUCUGUCUCUCUUCUCACCUUUCUCAGGACUCAUGUCAUCUUUUGAGGAUUCCUCCAAAGUCUAUAUCUUUGUUGUUUGAUUGUCCCUUAGAGAAUAUAGGUGCAUAACAAGUCCCUCCACCACUGCCCACUUCUCUCCGCUGGCUACUAUUCAGUCAUAGCACAGGGCCCCUGGAAAUAGUCAGUUUUGAGAAGAUAGAGGCCAUUGUAUGGAAGAGGUUUUGAGUUCUUCUUUCUGUGAUGACUAAAAGAAAAAUGCAUACAACAGUAGAGUACAUUACUAUCAGGAUGCCAGCCUUUGAAAAUAAGAUAGUGACUUUUAAACAGAGUUCAAGGGAAUCUUAGUGCUCUUUAGAAGUUCACAGAAAGUUCUUUCCUCAAAGAAAAGAUCAAGGAGCAGUAGCUGGGUUCUUUAGUCUUCAGAUUCCAUAGCUCCAACAUCAGCAGCCUAGAUAGCUAAGAGUAUGCUCCCAAAUUUUUUGUAAGACACUGGAAAUCUGUGGUUGCAGGCAAGAUGACGUGAAAACAGUUGUCUGAAAAUAGAAAAUUUUAAGGAAUAUGUACAGGCACUCCCCAAGUUACAAACAAGAUAGGUUCUUAGGCUUGUUCUUAAAUUGAAUUUGUAAGUUGGAACGGAUACAAAUGUUAAGUGUAAGUGUAUAUAUAUUAGCUUUGGAUAGCAUAGGGGUGAACAUCCCUGUGAUGUUUGUUUCGUUGUCAAUGCCCCUGUUCAGAAGAUUUCACCUCAUUUUUCGUCCCUGUGAUAAUUGGAUUUUGAAAAAAAAAUAACUUGUGGAAACAAGGAUUGGUGAUAAAGCUUCAGUGGAGACCCCUGUCCCCCAUAAUAACUCUUUCAGAAGAGAAUUUUCCUCCCUAGGAGUAGAUUUCCCUCACUUCCUAUUGAACUAUCAGUCAUUUGUAAGUCAUGUUUGCAACCCGGAGACUGCCUGUAGUUUGUGAGAAGAGAUUGUCAAUCAGUGUACAAUUUAGCUCCUUGCUCUGUUGUAACUGAAACUGGAUCAGAAAAAUGGACCUUGUGUUUAUUUAUUUAGGCUUAGGAAAUGAAUGUAUUUCCUAGGAAUUAUACCGAUUUCUUAGCACUCCUUCAUUUCAUGCAUAUUUGCAGCCAUGUGGGGGUAGCUGUCUCAGUCUGUUGCAAGAAAAAUUAGGAAUAAGGACUAACUAGUUUUACUCGGCAUAAGCUUUCAUGGACUUCAGCCCACAGAUGCAAAGAUCAUACUUUUUGAGUUCUCAUUCACCACCAAGCAUGAGGCAGGAGUCACAUGAUUUCUACUGUUCUUUCUGAAGACUCCAGGCCCCCUUGUGCCGUGUUUUUUUUCCUGGCUAUGAAUCAGAACUGGAAAUAUUAAUACCUCAAAAAAAGAAAGUAUACCAAGCAAAAUAAAAUUCCUCCUAAUGCAUUAAUUUAUUAUACAGAUGAUUAGAAAAAUAAACCAAUACCACACAAUCAGUUAUUGAAUUGUGUAUGACUGAUUCCCAAGAGGUAAGUACUACCAACACAUAUUCUGUGAUCAGGGCAGAGGAGAAAUCCACUUUGUUUGGGACAUACCAAAGUUCAAUAUCCACAAUCAUGUUUGGGGUGACUGUCAGCGACAGCAAAACUGCUGCCUGCAGUACCAGACUUGCAAAAACUUAACAAAUAUGGAUAAACUGUUCCAUUCUUCUGUUUCACAAUUUUCUUGUAGUGAUGUAUUAAUUAAAAAUGCCACAGUAGCAGCAAUUGAUCUAACUGAAAGUGCAAAGAUUUUACCUUACCCCUGCAACUUUUAAAACUCAUACAUUGGAGACAUAAAGAACUUCAUCCAUCUUGCCAAAGUAGACCUCAAUUGACAGCUGUUUACUGAUGAAGGACUUUGUGUCAUGUCAUAUUGCUACUACUGUUAACUGCCACCACCUUGACUUUGAAUUAUAACAACCCUAUGAACGAGAAAUGUCUGUGUUUCUCUAUCAUCAACAGCCCUGCUCAGAUCUUGCACACUCAAGGCAUCCCUGCUUCCUUGAUUGAGUUUGGAAUUCAGUCUUCCUCUUUUUCUCCCGCAUUCAUCCUUACCAAUCAUGGUUGCCUUUUCUAGUGAGUCAUGCCUUCUCUGAUGUGUCCUAAGUAUAACAGUGUCUGUUGAGUCAUCUUGGCCUCUAGGGAGAGUUCAGGCUUGAUUUGCUCUAGGGCCCAGUGAUGUGUCUUUUUAGCACUCCACAGUGUCUUUUUCACAUUUCAAAUGAGUUCAUUUUUUCCUGUCAGCAUUCUUCCCUGUCCAGGUUUUGAAACCAUAUGUUAAAAUUGGCAAUGCAAUGGACCAUCUCAACUCAAUGAUAUAUCUUGAUACUUGAGAAUCUUGUCUAGUUCCUUCAUAAGCUGCCCACCGAAAUGCAAGGUAGCUUCUCCAUUAUGAUUAAUGCCUGAGCCAAGAUAUAGAAAAUCUUGUGUCUUCAUCUUAAGUUUAUGUAAGUCACCCGUGGUCAUUAUUUUUAUUUUCUUAAAGAUCAACUGUAAAUCUUUGCAGUUUUUCCUUGUCUUGCUUCAGUUAUCAUUCCAAAUCUUCCCUUUCCUGUCCACUUUAGUCUGCUCAUCUGAAGUAUUGCAGUAUUCCAUUUGUUGUUUUACUAUAUCUAGUUUUCCUGAGUCAUGUUUUUCCCAUUCUGUGUUUCUAUAAUAUGUAUUCUUCAGCUACAGACUUUCCUUUCACCAUCAAUUGCCCUAAGUUGACAUCAAUUGUCUAAGUUAAACUACACCUUAUAAGCAAUAUGGUGCCAUCAGAAUUGUUAACUCUUUUCUCACUGUCCUUAGCAUUUUGAUAUGACUGACAGAGGAAAAUACAUUUAAGACUCUGAAGUCUUUGCACAAUCAGGGCACCAUGUUGCUCAAUUCUUGCAUUCCGUUUUGUGAUAAUGAGGCAGUUUACGAUUUUCUCUGGAUGCCUACAUGUCUAUUUCCAUCUGAAAAAAAUCAUUUGGCUCUCUUUAAAACUCUGAUGUGUAAACUGUUGUCCUUGAUGUCUGCAAAGGAAAGCUUAUGCCAAUUAAAACUUGUUCCUCUUUAGGAUUUGUUAGUCUUUAAGGUUCCACAAGCCUCUUGGCUGUUUCUGAUUUGAAACAGAUCUGCAAAGUAAUGACUUCAGAAAACAAAUUCUAAAAUAAAUGUUAGAGAAAAAUGCACACUUUUCGAUAUGUGUGCUGAUGUGGUCUAUCCAAUACAAUUUUCUGAAACAGCACCCCAAAUAACCAAAUAGAAUCCCUAGAUAUGAUUAUUCUUUCCAGAGUGACAUUUGUAUAUUUUAUACAUAGACAUACAUAAACACACAUACAUGGGCUCCCUGUAUCCAAUUUUGCUCUCAUGUUUUGUGUAUUUUUUCUACAUCAAAUUAGAGAUUACAUCCUUGGGGGUGAAAAAUUGCCAUUCCCUCUAUAUAGCUGGGGGUGUUUGGGAUGGGAAACGAUAGACAUUUUCCAUUUGCUGUAUUUAAAUUACUGAAAAUUUCAUUUCUAGUCUAAACACAACCAUCUGUUCAACAGGUUGUAUCUAGGGAUAACCAUAGUUGCUGGAUUUUGCUCCAGAAAUAAUUCAGAAGAGCCAGAAGGUUAAUCUUGAUUACUAGGAGUUCAGUUAUGUUGAGACUCUGUUUUACUGCCAAAUAUACAAGAACCAGAUGCUUCAUUGGCAUUGUAAGUUGUGGAUGGGCCUAUCUGGAGACCUCAUGCACCAACAUGGUUGGAAAUGAAUUAGAUCUCUAAUGUGACUCAUGAGAACAAUACCCUGGAAUGUGUGAAUCCACGUAGAUAGGAUAAAAUGGGCAACUUGUGUUAAAAAAGACAAGCUUUCUAAAUAUUGGAUUUCCUUCCAAUAUAAACUCAGUUAUCUGCAAGACAGGCGUUUUACCUUGGUUGGAUCAAGGCCAGCGUGUGACCUUCUGUAGACAAGUUUCACUAGAAACACAUAUGCACACACACACACAUACAACCUCAGCAUUCUGCAAACAGGCUUUGUUUUACAUUACAUUAUUAUAUUGGCCACUAUAUACCCUCAUUCAUUAUGUAUUGGUUCUGUACUGCUGUGGCUCAUCAGUGGCAUGCACAUUUUGCAUUCAUAAAGCCCUAGUAGAUCUUCUAGAUCGGAACAUAUCUGAAAUAAGCAAACUUCUACCAGUCAAAAUAGGCAAUAUUGGGCCAGCUAGAUGAUGAUCUUUAAGACCUUUUCGACGGUAUGUGCCAAUUUGGCCUUGGUCACCAACUGAGCUGGCCGGCUCCCGUCAGAUGACGGUGGCAUGGUUCCAUGGGUAAAGGAGGGCAGAACUUCCCAUGUUGCCGUUAGACACAAUGAGGGGAAGCCGUGCACGCCACACUUCCCCCCAUGUGAUCAUUCUCAGCUGAAGCCGAGUGAUGUGAAAUGUAGGGCACUGGAUUCCCCAUACCCUCCAACUAAACAGAGCGAUGCCCGUGGCCGUUUGACAAGGUCACGUAGUUGAAGUUCCGUUUAAGAUAAAUGUUCUCACCCAGUAGGAAAAAAAAUCAUGCUUUGAUUGUUUGGGGUAUAAUUUCUCCACUGAAAGGGAUCUCACCAUGAUCCUUCCAAGGUUCCUGGCAGUCUAAGUAGACAAUACUAGACUAAAUGGACCUAUACAAUAUAAGCAGUUUCAUAUGUUCACUGACAUUAUCUAAAAUCUCAUCAUCUAAAAGUUUUUGCUUUCUGCCAUCCAGAUGAAUUAGGCUACAUUUCAUUUAGCUGUACAUGUAUUGUUCUCUACAUAAAUUAUCUUAUCAUACAUCUCAAAAGAACUAAACAUCUAGAUAUCUGGGGCAGACUAAAUGUUCAUAUGAAGGUUGUGUACUUUCUUUACAAAAUGCCAAAAAUACCAUUUCAAGAUACAUUCUAUAGGAACCACAAGUAGUUUAAGGUAUAGCUUUUUUUAAAAAAAAAUUAAAAGUUAUUGCCACUCAUCCUUUUAAAAAAUGUGUAAGGAAAAGGGAAAAUUGCACUAUAAGCAUUAGGACAGAAACAGUGGUGCUUAAUUGAUGCUUAGAAAUUUGCAAUUUGCUUUUUGUUUUCAGUAAUGAAGUGAGUAAGUAUUUAUGCUAAGAAAUAUUGUUUUUUAAAAGACUGUACCUGCUUUUAUACCAAGUAGUAUCAUAAUGACUAUCAACAGGGCAAAAAAAGCCUUAAAAUUAUGAAAUGUAAAGAAAUGAUUGUUACAUACUAUUUUUAGUGUGACUGAUGGGUUGUCAUUGCUUUGCAAAAGGAGGACCAUGUCAAGUGCAUAUAUAAAUAUUGUACUCUUGUACCCAUGACAUUAUUUUUAUGAAACUCAAUAACUUUUGCAGGCACUUUGGAUAUUCUGCUUUCUUUUUUUCUUAAUUUCUUUUGGACCAUCAAAAAGAUUACAAGAUGUGUUUCUGUGGUCUUCCUUUGUUUACCACCAUAUGUCAUUGCCUAUGUGGUAUCCUAUGGCCAAAACACACUGUACACAUGGGUUUCAAUAAAGUUGUUUUUUUAAUAAAAAAAAA
Messenger RNA from Anolis carolinensis (green anole), 12767 nucleotides. RefSeq names its product ADAM metallopeptidase with thrombospondin type 1 motif 9 (gene adamts9). Gene Ontology annotation, cellular component: extracellular matrix. The coding region runs from base 544 to 6345 and encodes 1933 amino acids. Gene Ontology annotation, molecular function: metalloendopeptidase activity; zinc ion binding. The record is from RefSeq and is a predicted model, not a curated record. The transcript is spliced from 40 exons. Gene Ontology annotation, biological process: proteolysis; extracellular matrix organization. NCBI's taxonomy places the organism in Eukaryota, Metazoa, Chordata, Lepidosauria, Squamata, Anolidae.